Trichomycterus rosablanca is the source of this 309-nucleotide messenger RNA. It is a transcript of the gene rprm3, whose product is annotated as reprimo, TP53 dependent G2 arrest mediator homolog 3. The transcript has a single exon. NCBI's taxonomy places the organism in Eukaryota, Metazoa, Chordata, Actinopteri, Siluriformes, Trichomycteridae. The record is from RefSeq and is a predicted model, not a curated record. Bases 1 to 309 code for a protein of 102 amino acids.
AUGAACGCGUCUGAAGGAUUAGUGGUGCUGAACCGGACACUCAGCUCUCCAGACCGGGGUCAGCUGGACGGAGCGAGAAGCUGCUGUAACUUUUCCUCCUCCACCGCGGCUGCGUCCGUUACCGGAGGAGAUCCGUUCCUGCACGAGCGCCUGGUCCAGAUCGCUGUGGUGUGCGUGCUGUCUCUCACCGUGGUGUUCGGGGUUUUCUUCCUCGGUUGUAAUCUGCUGAUUAAAUCAGAGAGCAUGGUGAACUUAUUAACGGAGGACCGCAGACCGUCCAAAGAAGCGGAUCUCAUCACUGCUGCGUAA